AUUGCCAUACUCGUAAUAGUGUUGGAUGCACUUGUGUGAAAUUCAGUGACAAUUAGGUUAUACUGAAAUGGCAAUGAACUGAAACGGGGUCAUUGCACGCAAAUGUUUACAUUUUUACCUUUUAAAUAAACAUUUCACUUGUUCAUAAUCGUUUGUAUACGCUAUUUAAGGUGACUAAUUUUCAUAUUUGUAUCUGUUCAGUGAAGUUGUUCAGAGUUAAGGCAAUAAAAUACUUAUAAAACAUAACUGAGAGGUAUAAAUCGUUGGUGAAAAGCAUAUGUUAUACAUCCAAGAAUAAGGAAUAUACCACUCAGAGAAAAGAAAUCGGAAUACCCACGAACACAGUGGGUUAUCGGCAUGGACGCCGCGUGGCGCGGGGGACUUUGGUUUCGGCUGUGUCAACAACAGACACGUUGUACACUCUGAUGUAAGAACGAUCUCACGUCUAGAAACUGACAUGGCUGAAUUGAUAAAAGUCCGGCAUAUAGAUGGCCUUGACGGUGAAACAGAAAAGAAACAGGACCAAGACAAACGAAACGGAGAAGACAACAAAGGGUACUCUGAUUAUUAUGACACUGAACUACCAGUGAAUGCCGAGAAAGGAAACAAGAGCGAGAAAUCACCAAAAUCGCAGGAAAAGUCAAAGAAGAUGCAGACGGCAAUUCUGUCCGGGCUUCAAUACAAAGUGGACGAUAAUCCGCCAUGGAUUACCACGUUUCUGCUAGGAUUCCAGCAUUACCUUAUGUUGUUGAGUUCGAACCUCGCGACUCCUGGUAUUAUGGCUUCAGUGAUUUGUGCUAUUGGCAUCCCUGAAGAAAACCACGUGAAAUCCAUGCUACUAGGAAACAUGAUCUUCGCGUGUGGAAUAUGUACACUCAUACAAACGUUCUUCGGUGCGAGAUUACCUAUAGUACAGUGUCCAGCAUAUGCGUACAUAGUUCCUAUGUUAGCGCUGACCAAAAUAGGGCAAUGGAAAUGCACAGCUGCCGAUGCUGCCAACAUUGAAAAUGGUGUCAACACAACGACAAUGCUGCCAAAUACAACCAUAGGCGGGAACGAGGAGAAAGAAUACAUAACUAGAAUUAACAUGUUAACUGGCACCAUCAUGGUCGCCGCAGUCCUGGAGAUUUUAAUCGGAGUGAGUGGUUUGGUCAGUGUGUUAUUACGAUUUAUUGGACCAUUGACGGUAGCUCCAACUAUAAUGUUGAUGGGUCUUUCUGUAGCGGAGACAGGAUUCAACCUUGCCGGGCAGCAUUGGGGUAUCUCAGGAGGAACCAUUGUUUUAAUCAUUCUCUUCUCUGAAGUGAUCCCAGUGUUUGAAAUUCGUAAUCCAUUCAGUAAAGGGCGUGAACAGAAGAUCGAGUUUGUACUCCAUAAAUUGUUUUCAGUAAUCCUGUCCACCUGUAUAAUGUGGUUGCUAUGUUACAUUCUCACUGCCACGGGUGCCCUCCCUGAUAACGAGAAGAUGUAUGGGUAUAACGCGAGAACCGAUCUCAGACUGAACGUCAUCAGCGAAGUCCCAUGGGUCAGAUUUCCAUACCCAGGUCACUGGGGAGUGCCAACCUUUAACUCUGCAUUCUUUGUUGCAAUGGUUGCUGGGGUAGUUACCUCCGUUAUAGAGAGUAUUGGAGAUUACUACACAUGCGCGAGAUUGGCAGGUGCCCUUCCACCACCACCGUCUGCUGUAAACAGAGGGAUAUUUGUUGAGGGUAUCGACUGUAUUUUAGCAGCUGCAGUUGGUGCAGGAUUUGGUGUGACGUCAUGUAGCCAAAACAUAGGUGUGAUUAGCUUGACAAAGGUCGGUAGCAGACGAGUAGUUUUGACAGCUGGAUUUAUUAUGGUGUUAUUUGGAUGUCUAGGAAAAUUCAGUGCUCUAGUUGUCACUAUGCCUGAUCCAAUCAUUGGAGCGUCUUUCCUUGUCCUCUUCGGUGUUCUGGCUGCAGUGGGAGCAUCAAAUCUACAAUAUGUUGAUCUCAAUUCAUCGAGAAAUCUCGUAGUGUUUGGUAUAUCUUUGUUCCUUGGUCUCGCUUUUCCGAACUGGGUCGUUGAUAAUGCCGAUCUCAUCAAAACAGAUAAUAAUAAUUUAGAUCAGGUGAUCAAUGCACUCCUUGCGAACAAUAUGUUCAUGGGCUGUUUUUCCGCUCUGAUUUUGGAUAAUGUCAUACCAGGUACAGACGAGGAACGCGGUAUCAUUAUUUGGAGAGAGGUUCCUGAUUACUCUGAUGAAGACAGUGACGACCUAGAUGAAUAUGACAAUGUCAAUCUAAGUCUCAAAACUUACGAUCUUCCAUUUUUCAACAAUUUGGUACGAAACUGGAAGUGGGGAAAAUAUGUCCCUAUCUUUCCGGCUUUUCAAGGCUUUGACGAGGCAAGGUGUCCGUGCGAAUGCCUACAAAGUAAUUCUCUGGCGGCGGAUGAAGAAAUUGAAGUUAUACAUAACUGUAAUGAAGAAGACAGUGAAAAGAAGUCUAAAUUGUCAGAGUUUUAAAGACAAUUUUUGACUGUAAUGAAGAAGACAGGGAAAAGAAGUCUAAAUUGUCAGAAUUUUAAAGACAAUUUAAAAUUAACACAUUCAUUUAUUAUAAUUUUCAGUAAAAUUCUAGAUACAUUGUAUGCAGUGAAAACGAGACUCGGUCAAAAAGAAAAUGAAAUCUGAAAAGUAACGCACGGUUAUUUAAUAUGUUAAAUGUUUAAUCAUUCUUGCUAUAUUCAUUUUGUGCAGUAAGUUAUUAACACUAACCGGAAACCUUGGAUUUUUUGGAUAUGUUGGACGGAAACUAGUAUCUAAUCAAUAUCUAUAUUCAACACAUUUUUAAUACAUUUUAAGACUAAUGUGUAGUUCUGUAGCAACCAUUGUUUAAAUAUCUUCACAGACAUAGCAGUAAGUCACAGAAUCAAUAACUCAUUGUGUGCAACAGUAAGAGCAAAACGUCAUAUUCUUAUGAUUAGUGUAUUUUAUGAGUGUAACAAGUGAAGAAUACAUCAUUUGCCCACUGAAUUCCUCAAAGUAGCCAUAUUGUGAGUUUUUGAAGAUAAACGUGCGGGAGUCCCCGAAACUGUUAUUUGUGUAAUUUUGAUGUCAUUGUUUAUUAUUAACUGUCAGUAUACUUUUUGCUAUGGCAUUAUCUUCUUACAAUUAUAAAGAUGGGCAAUUAUUAGAAAUGUUGUAGGAAAUUUAGUUUGCUCCAGAUAUCUUAGUAUUCAGGUGGCAGGUGAGCAAUAGCUAAAUUAGCAGAAGUAAAGGAAUUCGCAAUAUACAGUUUGAACAAAAUAGACAACCUAUAUACAUCUCAGCAUGUGUUUUAUUGCUCAGUGGUAUUCAUUUUACACGCAAAGGUUGUAAUUGGAUACAUACAUGUGUAUAUCUAUGUCAUGCCGUUGAGAUCUGAAUAAAUAAAUAAAUAAAUAAAUAAAUAGAUAAAUACAUAAUGAUAUUAUUCAAAACUGUUCAAAAUGUAUAUGUCACUGUAAUGGAAAUAUUUAGGACAGAUUUAUACACAAUCGCUUAUUGGUACUGCAUUAAACUUUUAUGAAAUACGGAAUGUGCAAUGCCCCGAAAAUCAAUGUUAUGCACCAUUUACAGAAUCACCGUGAAUUCCUUACUAUGAGCCAAUUUUAAAUGCAAAUUAAUAUAUCUUUUUAUACUGUAACAACAGUUCAUUUUGACUGGGUUCUAAUUAAUAGGCUCGAUGUUUGAUUGAUACGCAUAUUUUUUACGAUAUGUAUUGCACUUAAUUUAAGCAGAGUGGUAAUAUUCCAGAAGGUUAUCCUUAAUAUGUAAACGGAAGAACUAUUUCUUACUUUAUUGUUUUCUGUAAAAUGAAUUAACUUCACUGCAAGCCGCCCACUGGCACCCAUAUCCCUAAAUUGCAUAAAAUUGCAUAUUUAUUCAGCAAUAUUUGCUGUGUAUAUAUUUUACAUUAGCUUUAUCUAUAUUGUGUAUAUCUGUAAAAUGUUAUUUUAGAAUAAAUGUAAAUUUGUAAAAUUCGUUCGAUUAUUUA
Mercenaria mercenaria is the source of this 4001-nucleotide messenger RNA. RefSeq names its product solute carrier family 23 member 1-like. Gene Ontology annotation, molecular function: transmembrane transporter activity. Gene Ontology annotation, cellular component: membrane. The record is from RefSeq and is a predicted model, not a curated record. NCBI's taxonomy places the organism in Eukaryota, Metazoa, Mollusca, Bivalvia, Venerida, Veneridae. The transcript is spliced from 16 exons. Bases 458 to 2488 code for a protein of 676 amino acids. Gene Ontology annotation, biological process: transmembrane transport.